Molecule: messenger RNA, 417 nt
Organism: Lathyrus sativus (Indian pea)
Lineage: Eukaryota; Viridiplantae; Streptophyta; Magnoliopsida; Fabales; Fabaceae
Source: the annotation of a GenBank genome assembly
AUGGAAUUGGAAGGUAAGGGAAUGAUAUGUGAAUGGGCACCUAAGGUUGAGAUAUUAGCACAUAAGGCUAUUGGUAGAUUUGUUUCACAUUGUGGAUGGAAUUCUAUUCUGAAAAGUUUGUGGUUUGGUGUUCUAAUAUUGACAUGGCCUAUUUAUGCAGAACAGCAGCAUAAUGCUUUUAGGAUGGUGAAGAAAUUGGAGCUAGUUGUGGAGUUGAGAGUGGAUUAUAGAAUAGGUAGUAAAGAAGUCAUGGCUAAGGAGAUUGAAAAAGGGUUGAAGGAUUUGAUGGAUAGAGAUAACAUUGUUCAAAAGAAGGUUCAAGAGAUUAAAGAGAAGGCUAGAAAUGUUGUUGCAAGUGGUGGAUCUUCUUUCAUUUAUGUUGGAAAACUUAUUGAUAAUAUUUUAGGAAGCAACUGA